UUCUUUUUUUUUUUUUUUAAUUUUCCUUUUCUAACAAAAGUGUGAGAUAUAAAUUAAUUCUGUUUUUUGGGUUUUCAUUCUUCUGGGAGAUUGAUAAGACUGGAAGAAUGAAUAUGGUUGAAUCUCUUCACAUAGAUGUUAAACAAGAUGAUGAGGAUGAUGAUGAUAAUGGAAGUGAGAAGGCAGAUCGCUUCGAUCAGAAGGUUAGUAAGCUCGAAAGGAUCUUCCUCAUCGCCAACUUCAUCUUAAAGCUUACAUCAGCUGCUUUUGAUCAGUUAUCCUCUGUGCAGAAGCCCCAGUAUGCACUACUUAGCAUGAUAAUUUCUUUCACAGUCUUGAUCAUUUCCAUUAUUGAUCUCCUUCAUAAAGGUCGAAACGAAAAAGUUAGUUGGAUGAGGAGAAGGUUGAUACCUUGGUUUUAUUACCCAUAUCCAAAUCCCAAGCCUUUUGGUACAUUUCCUGACAUUAUAGGAUUAGUUUGUGCUGUUUUUCAAUGCAUUUUUGCAGCAAUAUCAUAUGCUUUUUUGUGUCAGCAUGCUGAUACUCCCAUCAAAGUAUCUGUUUUGCCUAUAAUCUUUGCUUUUGGUCUCUUGUCUUCUAGACUUUCUGGAAAUAAUACAGAAAAAAGACCUACCCCACAUAGAAGGAGACUGAAUGGAGCAGAGGGAUUUACUCUGGCUCAGAUAGCUGCAGCAACCUAUGAUUUCUCACCACAGAACAAGGUUGGCGUAGGGCGUUCUUUUGCUGUUUAUAGAGGGAGACUACCAGAUGGUAGUGAAGUGGCUGUCAAGAGAGGAGACACAAAUCAUCAGAGGAAGAAGUUUCAGGAGGAAGACAGAUUUUUUGAAACUGAAUUGACAUUCUUGUCAAGGCUUCACCAUAAACAUUUGGUUAGGCUUGUAGGAUAUUGUGAAGAAGAGAAUGAGAAGAUUUUAGUUUAUGAGUAUGCAAAGUAUGGAUCUCUACAUGACUUUUUGCACAAGAACAAUAUUGAAGAGAACAGUAGUGUGAUCAAUUCUUGGAAAAUGAGAAUCCAGAUUGCAUUAGAUGCUGCUAGAGGAAUUGAGUAUCUUCACAAUUAUGCAGUCCCACCAAUAAUUCAUGGAGAUAUAAAGUCUUCUAACAUCUUGCUUGAUGCGAAUUGGGCAGCAAGAGUUUGUGAUUUUCGAUUGUCAUUGUUGGGAGCUGAAUCUGAAAGCAAUUAUAAACCAAAGAAGGCAGUAGGAACAGUUGGCUACGUAGAUCCUGAAUUCUAUAGUCGAAAUGUAAUAACUGCAAAAAGCGAUGUGUAUAGUUUUGGUGUAGUAUUACUAGAACUUUUGACAGGCAAGAGAGCUAUAUUCAAUGAUGAAGACAGUGGAGAUGCAAUAACAAGUAUAGUGGAUUUUACAGUACCUAAAAUAUUGGCCAAUGAAUUGCUCAAGGUUUUGGACGAAAGGAUUGCUCCACCAGAACUUCUUAAGGAAGCCGAGGCAUUGGAGCUAGUGGCGUAUACUGCACUUCAUUGUGUAAAUUUAGAAGGGAAUAACAGGCCAAGUAUAACUAACAUUGUCAGUAAUUUGGAUCAAGCUUUGUCUCUAUGUGAUGUUCCUAUGGAGGUUUAUCAACACAGGGAAGGUGCAGAAGAGUCGCAUGGUAGAUCACAUGAUAUGGAGCCAAACUCCAAUGGAACAGAGAAACAUCACUCAGUAAUUUCAUGAAGGCAACAAUGGUUCCGCCACGGAAUGCACAGAUUCUUUCUACUUUAACUGGGAGGUUUCAGCUUAUUGUAAUUUCAUUUUGCAAUUAGAAUCUUGUUUUCUCGAGCUGAAAGGUUUCAGUUUCCAAAUGAUAUUUCCAGAAGAUAUAGUGAAUUAUGAACCAUUUUCACACACUUCCAUUGAUAAGCCUGAUUUCAUAGACUUCAAUUAAA
Hevea brasiliensis (rubber tree) is the source of this 1912-nucleotide messenger RNA. RefSeq names its product putative serine/threonine-protein kinase-like protein CCR3. Gene Ontology annotation, biological process: protein phosphorylation. NCBI's taxonomy places the organism in Eukaryota, Viridiplantae, Streptophyta, Magnoliopsida, Malpighiales, Euphorbiaceae. Gene Ontology annotation, molecular function: protein serine/threonine kinase activity; ATP binding. The record is from RefSeq and is a predicted model, not a curated record. Bases 108 to 1700 code for a protein of 530 amino acids. The transcript is spliced from 2 exons.